Messenger RNA from Scophthalmus maximus (turbot), 712 nucleotides. RefSeq names its product LSM7 homolog, U6 small nuclear RNA and mRNA degradation associated (gene lsm7). Gene Ontology annotation, molecular function: RNA binding. Bases 82 to 393 code for a protein of 103 amino acids. Gene Ontology annotation, biological process: mRNA splicing, via spliceosome; nuclear-transcribed mRNA catabolic process. The transcript is spliced from 4 exons. Gene Ontology annotation, cellular component: Lsm1-7-Pat1 complex; spliceosomal tri-snRNP complex; U2-type prespliceosome. The record is from RefSeq and is a predicted model, not a curated record. Lineage: Eukaryota; Metazoa; Chordata; Actinopteri; Pleuronectiformes; Scophthalmidae.
ACGUCAUCCGCGGGCGCGCAACGAUUUGAUUGGUGGAACGCUUGUGAGGUCAGAGUUUAACUUCCGUGUCACACAGCUAACAUGGCGGACAAAGAGAAGAAGAAGAAGGAGAGCAUCUUCGACCUGUCGAAGUACAUCGACAAGCCGAUUCGCGUGAAGUUCCAAGGAGGACGAGAGGCCAGCGGUGUCCUGAAGGGGUUCGAUCCUCUGCUGAACCUGGUGCUGGACGGCACUAUCGAGUACAUGCGUGAUCCUGACGACCAGCUGAAGCUGACAGAAGACACCAGGCAGUUGGGGCUGGUGGUCUGCAGAGGAACGUCUGUAGUGCUGAUCUGUCCUCAGGAUGGCAUGGAGGCCAUACCAAACCCGUUCAUACAGCAACAGGAUGGCUAACAAACACAGUUUCAGACGUGCGCGCACACACACACACCCAGCCAUUCACACACUUAAAUAUUUUGUGAGUUUUUGUUGUUUUAAUCAUGACAGUAAUGAUACAUACAACAUAGCAAUUUUCUGUUUGUUAUAAAAAAAAUUGAUAAGCAAAAGUGCUUCACGUUUGUUUGUCAGUGAAGUGCAAGUUUUCAAAGAUUUAAGUUGUAAAAAGAGGCCAUGUGUUUGGGAAGUGUCAACAAUACUGUUUUCCUUUUAUCAGGAUAAGUUAACUUUUUACUAUUCUUUGUUGUUUUUGAUAAGAAAAUAAAAUGAAAAAGUA